This is a messenger RNA of Stegodyphus dumicola, 1748 nucleotides long. RefSeq names its product sarcoplasmic calcium-binding protein-like. Gene Ontology annotation, molecular function: calcium ion binding. The record is from RefSeq and is a predicted model, not a curated record. Lineage: Eukaryota; Metazoa; Arthropoda; Arachnida; Araneae; Eresidae.
GGUUUUUCUAAAUCUCAAAAUCAUCUCCAAGUUUGCGUCGCUGUUUACAAUUCAACAUUUUCGUCGCUUGUUUUUCAAGUGCUUGAAGUUCUGAAUUAAAAGAUGACUAAAGAGGACUAUAAAAAACGGUUGGUUGUAUUCUUCAGCGAAAAACUGGAUGCUGACAAGAAUGGCUACAUAUCUUGGGAUGAUUACAGGCUCAUGGCUCUGAGAACAACAUUUCAACAAAAUAAUGGAGAAUACAAUGAAGAUAUCCAUCGAAAGUACUUGACUCACAGCAAGCAAAUGUGGGAAAGUCUGUGCAACGAUUUGGGUGGACAGAAGGACGGUAAAGUGCAUUUUCAAGAUCUGGUGAACUUUUUAUACGAGUUGACGAGUCGAACGAGACACUUCGAAGAGUUGCCUGACUUUUUGCAGAAUUUAGCAAUUGAAGUGUUUCAUAUGGUGGAUAAAAAAUGUGACAUGUUGUGGGACAGAGAUGAAUACCGCUUUGGAUCUGUUAUUUGGUGCUAUGUUACAGAGCUGAAGGAAAUAGAUAGAGCCUUUGAUUCAAUGUUGAGUAGUGAUGACAAAAAAAGAGGUGGAAUAACGCUGGAGCGCUUUAAGGAGCUGGUGACUGAAUUUUUCACUUCACUGGAUGCGAACACUCCCAGCAGGAAUAUAUUUGGACCUUUGGAUCCAAACAUGGCCGAUGAAAUUUUGUGUCGUGCUGCUCCAUCUUCCCAUUAAUCGUAGCAUUUAAGCUUCCUGUAACUCAAAGUGGGAUCAAAAUAUCCUCUGUUGCUUGUUGUUGAUGAUAAAAAAGGACUGAUUACCAUUAUGGAAACGUAAAGAAGCUUUCUUGUAAUUAAUGUAGUCUAAAUGAGCUUAUCUGCAAUGCUUGGAUGUGUGGAUUAGAGGAAUUACAUGAAAAAUACAAGUAAAAAGAGAAACGUUCGUUUGUUUUACAUAGAAAUGUAGGUCAUGUAGAAAUGUAUCGCUGAUUUAUUAAAUACAGUCUUUAUUUUCUGUUUUUAUAACUAGUUCUAUGUUCUAAUUAAAUGUAUUUCUGCAUGGGAUAUUAUACUUUUUCAUAAAAUUUUAUAAAGCAAUAAAGUAAGAAAAACCCUUAAUUGAUAUUUGACAUAACUAUAUAAUUCAUGCUAUAAAAACAUAACUUGAACUCGAGUUUUAUGUGUUAAAUAAAAUCAGUGUAUCUUUUUGUUGCUUUGUUGCAAAAAAGGAUAAAAAUGACUUUUCAAUAGAACUUAGGUUAGUAAUAAAUGUCAUUAAAAAACUUACUUACAGCCAAAGGAUUUCUAUAUUACAUAUUCUUCCGCUGUAAAAGAUAAAGGUAUUAUAACAAUAACUAAAAUUGUUCACAGGUUGCUAUUUCUUUAAUUAUAUCAUACAUUUCAUGUUCUAUAUUAGUGAUCCCCAGAGUGAUGAUCACCGACGACUCCAAGCGGUUGAUGAGUUAUUUCUGAACAGUGAAACAGCAAAGAAUCGAAUGAAAGUUUAUUGGAGACUUGGAAGUUCUGCUGCGCCAUUUAGUAAACCAUACAUUAAAAAUAUUUUGUUAUUCGGAAUACUGCUUUUUAAUGACAGGUUGAGUCGUGUAAUGUAAGGUUCUAUGCUGUAAGAAAUCAAAACAAACUUGCUGUCUAAUUGCAUCCUAUUCCUGCUGAACACCUGAGAAAUGUCAUAAAAGGGUUUCUUGACAGUGUAAAAUGUGCGCAUUUAUUAAAAAAUAAAUAACUAAAUAAAAA